This is a messenger RNA of Astrephomene gubernaculifera, 1472 nucleotides long. The record is from the annotation of a GenBank genome assembly. NCBI's taxonomy places the organism in Eukaryota, Viridiplantae, Chlorophyta, Chlorophyceae, Chlamydomonadales, Astrephomenaceae.
GUCACGUCCAGACUGUGCAGCAGGUGUGGGACAGCGCCUUCCACCUGGCGGAGCUGUCGCAGCGGCAGCGGCACACCCCCCCGCAGCAGCUGUCGGGGCGGACAGGCAGCUACAUGUACAUGGCCCCCGAGGUAUACCGGCAGGAGCAGUACAACGAGAAGGUCGACGUGUUCAGCUUCGGAGUCAUCCUGUUCGAGUUACUGAGUCGCUAUCAGACGGUAUGCGCCAUCAGCCUGGCCGGCACGCAGGAGGAGAUUGAGAGCUACGCGGCCCGGGUGGCUCAGGGCUACCGGCCGCCCCUGCCGCAGCGCUGGCCGGAGCCGGUGAAGCAGCUGCUGGCGGGGUGCUGGCACCAGGACCCGGCCCAGCGACCCAGCAUGGGCGAGGUCAAGGCCGAGCUGCAGCGGCAGCAGCGCGAGGGGGUGCCGCAGCAGAUGCAGGAGCUGUGCCAGCCGCCACCCGCAUGCGGCUGCGUGGUAAGCUAGGCAGCCUGGCCAGCACUGUUGAUUGCCGGUUGCAGUACCUGUUGCAUCGCGAUGCCUGCAUUUGGGGAUUAUGCUGCUGUCUUCUACGGUACCGGAACUAGGUACCGGUGACACUCUCACCUACCAGGACCUGCAGAUGAUGGGCCAUGCUGACGUGCAGCAGCAGCAGCAGCAGCCGCAGCUGGGUAUGCUGGUCCACGCAACAGCAGAAGGCAUGCGUGUGCGUGCGUGGCUGUAUGUGUUAAAAGAAAUCUGGCAUUGUGUGAAUGUGUUAGUGUGUAUCAACUGACGAGCUCAAGUUAACAAAUGUGCUGUUAUUAAUAAUACUGUGUGCGGUGUGCAAGUGUGGGUUCCAGGUUUGCUAGCAUGCUGGGCGGGUGGCAGCGGGUUGGCUGCAGCCUCCAGCAGCGCGGGUGGCCUGGUCUGCCUGCGGGCUGGCCAGGGCGCUUGCCUAGUUGCCUUGCUGGCAUGGCGUGAGGCUUUCCGUGUGGCUUUUCGACUGUCUGACCCCACCCGUCCCACGAGCUAAUGUUUCAGACUGCCUGCAUGCGGUAUGUUGGUGCCGCGUCCGGUGAUCGGUAGCUGCUUAAUAAGGGGUAUACAUACGCAUAGCGGGGACCACCAUGAAUAAGGUGUUUAGAUGUCAAGUAUUGGUUAAGCCUAUUUCACAAGUUGAGAUUCCUGAUUAGGACCAACUGCUGCUACCUGCACGCUUACUAUGGUACCGUUUACUACAAUUAUUGUUGUUGCCCGGAUGGGAAGAGGGCUUUGGGACUGAACUGACGGAGUACAGCUCUUACGGUAUCAGGUCCGGCUGCGAUGGCCUGAGUUACGCUUAGCGGUAUGCUAUAUAUGUACGAGCAAUACCCUCCGUACUAACCAGCUGGCUACGAACUAUCAUAUGAGGUUAUGAACUUGUGAUGACGGCGGCCCUCCUCUCGGCGGCUGCAUGAGCGCUAUGCACCCUUGUAAGCUGCUCUAUCUCUG